Messenger RNA from Pieris macdunnoughi, 702 nucleotides. The record is from the annotation of a GenBank genome assembly. Lineage: Eukaryota; Metazoa; Arthropoda; Insecta; Lepidoptera; Pieridae.
AUGAGGACAUUGAUUAUUUUCGCUAUUUGUCUAAUUUUGUACGGAGAGUGCAAGCUAUUACCUAAAGGGAACCAUCAUGGUAACUGGAUAACUAACGAAAUAUCUACAAAGAAGAUCCAUCACGCUGGACCUCCAGAUCACACUAAGCUUGUUGCUAUGGCCAGAUAUGUCCUCCACAAUUCCAACUGGGCGUCUAUAGCUACCAUAUCAGUAUUGCCGGCUAUUGAAGGAUUUCCGUUUUCAAACGUUAAAUCAAUUGUUGACGGGUCUCUUGCUAACUCUACUGGAAUUCCAUAUUUUUAUGUAUCUCCUCUGGACUUCACGGCUCGGGAUUUGACGAAAAACAGUCGUGCCACGAUAUUGGUUACUUUGGAGGAAACACGAUUCUGUGAAAACCAAAAAUAUGACCCCGAAGACCCGCGUUGCACCCGUCUUAUGCUGUCCGGGAAAAUGAAAAAGGUCAAAGACGGCUCUCCCGAGUAUGAAUUUGCGAAGGCCGCUUUGUUCGAGAGACAUCCGGCGAUGGCGACUUGGCCAACUGACCACGACUGGUUUAUCACCAAAAUGAAGAUCGCCCAAAUAGCAAUGGUGGACUGGUUCGGCGGUGCCAAAUAUAUCCCUGUUAAAGACUACCUCGCUUACAACUACACUGGCACUGAAAUGCUGCAACAUUACCGCCAAGGGCAUCAUGUAGCCCUUUAA